Molecule: messenger RNA, 455 nt
Organism: Sinocyclocheilus grahami
Lineage: Eukaryota; Metazoa; Chordata; Actinopteri; Cypriniformes; Cyprinidae
Product: ubiquitin carboxyl-terminal hydrolase 37-like
Exons: 4
Source: RefSeq, a predicted model, not a curated record
CUGAAUCACAACGUUAAGCAACUUUCAUGCUAUCCAACGCAUGGCCCAAACCGUGUGACUUUGACUCUCAAAGACUCGAGCGUUGUCAUGAUGGACAAACUGCCCUUGUUGGUUGCUAAGAAAAUGAAGGAAUAUAUUGAAAUGGUGAGGCUUGGAAAACCAGCAGUUUUAAAGACAAACCAGGGAAGUGCUAGUUUCGGAUUAGUUCUUGGGAAUCGUGCAGCACAGAACGACUCUGGCCUUUCUCCAUCAGAAAAACAGAGCACUCCAAGACGUCCAAGUCUCGACAGCAGAGAGGACAGCACACCCCGAAAGCCUCUCGGGAGUCCCAGCCGGAUUACGUCCACACCUGGCCGCAAUGGGCUCUCGGAGAACAGGAGUGAGAAGAGGAAGAGGCUGAUGAGCUCUGAUGGUGAUAUGACUGAGGACUACCCCAAAGAGAAUGACUCUUCUAG